Molecule: messenger RNA, 572 nt
Organism: Carica papaya (papaya)
Lineage: Eukaryota; Viridiplantae; Streptophyta; Magnoliopsida; Brassicales; Caricaceae
Product: Bifunctional inhibitor/lipid-transfer protein/seed storage 2S albumin superfamily protein
Source: RefSeq, a predicted model, not a curated record
AAGAAAAGAAGAAAAGCUCUCUUUGAAAGAAUAACUGAGUAGUCAUGGCCGCAUAUCUGAUCAAGUCCGCUGCAGUUGUUCUGUUUGUGGUGGCGCUCUUGGCGGAGACCAAGAUGGGUGAGGCACAAACAUGCAGCACUCAGCUGAACAACCUGAACGUGUGUCUGCCCUAUGUCAUGGCUGCAGGUGGCACCAGCACCAGCCCCAGUACUGAAUGCUGCUCUGCUCUUCAGGCUGUUCAACACGACUGUAUCUGCAACACUAUCAGGAUUUCCUCCAGUCUUCCUGGUCUCUGCAAUCUCCCUGCCCUCACUUGUCCCAACUGAUCACCUACAAAUUAGCGGCUAGUGCAGCCAAGAUGCGAGAGAGUGCCAAGGCUGGGAAUAAUGCUGGAGUACUAGCUGGCGAGUUUUUGUUAAUUUUUAUCUUUUCUCUAAUAGUUUACUGAAUAAAUAAUACUGCUUAUAGAUUCCUCUUUUCGAUGAAAUGGCUGUUUGGUUAAUGAUCUACCUCUCUCUUAUACGUAGACUUGCAGUACCUGAUGUGUAGUUAUUCUAUAACAGCACUCAAUA